Messenger RNA from Choloepus didactylus (southern two-toed sloth), 3832 nucleotides. RefSeq names its product trichohyalin like 1 (gene TCHHL1). Lineage: Eukaryota; Metazoa; Chordata; Mammalia; Pilosa; Megalonychidae. Gene Ontology annotation, molecular function: transition metal ion binding; calcium ion binding. The record is from RefSeq and is a predicted model, not a curated record.
UUCGGUAAAUGAGACACAAUAACUCUUCUCCUUCCUCUGGAAAAGUCUGAAGCCAAGACUUUACUAAAGCUGCCAAAAUAAAGAAAUGAAAAUAAGAAAGCCUAACAGCAGAGACGGGAGGGAGACUGGGUUUGGUGGUAAUGAACCAGGUCAUUAGACCGGAGGGUGUCUGCUUUCUAACCUGUGCAAUUAGGAACUCAAUAAAAGGUUUCAGUUGCCUGCUACCAGCUUUCAGCCUGCUGCCCCACGUUCUGCUCUCACUCGUGAACAAGUUUCUCCUGAAUUUGUAAAGAUGCCUCAGCUCCUGAGAGGUAUUCUCUGUGUAAUUGAGACAUCCCAUGAGUAUGCCAGGGAAGAUGGUAAUGGGACAACGCUGACCUGCACAGAGCUGGAACGACUCAUCCAGGGUGAGUUUGGGGACAUUCGUCAGCCAAACAUGACCCAUGCUGUGGAAAGAAUCUUGAAUCUUCUGGGUAUUGACAGCAAUGGCACAAUCAGUUUUGAUGAGUUUGUUCUUGCAGUAUUCAACUUGUUAAACCUCUGUUAUCUUGACAUACAGUCAUUGCUAAAUUCAGAACCAACACAAGUGUCUAAACCAGAGAAUGAAAAUCCAGAUAAUGUGGAACUUCAGGCAACCAGCAGAAACAGGUUGCAGGCAGAGAGAACUUCCCCACCUCAAGACAAGUUAGUGCUUCCUUCAGGCAUGGCAUCAUCAGCUCAGGAGAGCCCUGAAGAAAGAGGACCAGGUGAACAUUUUAGAGAAGACCCAGAGGGAGGCUCCAAGACUGGCAACUCGCUGGGAGAAGCAUCUGGCCACAAUGAGAACCAAUACAUGGAAGGAGAUGAACAGAACCAGGAAGUGACCCAAGAUAUAGAAGACAAGGGGGCUCAACUUGAUAAGCUCCCAGCCUGGAAGCAAAACAACACCAACACAAGAGACCAGUUUGGAGAACAGGAAGAGAACUUGGGAACCCAGAGUUCUCUACCAGAAGAAAUAGCACAGAAACCAUCUGAAGACCAGGAAUUUGCCACAGGAAAAGAUGUUAAGGAACACUCUAAAAUACAAGAACCAUCCUUGCAAGCAGAAUAUGAGCCCAAUUCAGAGCAUGCUGAACUACCAGAACAAGCAGCUGCCAGAAAACUAUCUCAGAUACAGAAAUCAAUUGUUUCGGAGGAUGAUGAGAGAAUAUAUGAGACUCAAGAAUCAGGAAAGGAUGCUAACAGGAAACUGUAUGAGUCCGAGAAAUCAACUGACCCUGAGAUUGGUGAUAAAACACCUGAAGCCCAAGAACUAGGAAAUGAUGCUGUCAGGACACCACCUGUGACAAAUAAUUCAGCUGAACCUGAGGAUGACAGUAGAACAUCUGAACCAAGAACCACAAACACAAGAAAAACACAAGAAAAAGCAUGUGAAACAAAGUGCAUGCCAGUCCAAGGUGAUAGCAGGAAUGUUUCAGAGACACAUGAUGUGGAGGGGAGAAACCCUGAAGUCCAUGGAAUAACAAGACAGAAAGAAAGUGAGAGAAAAAGUCAGAUACCAGCCCUAGAAGCCCAAACACAGGAUGGGAAGUAUCAGGAACUCCAGGGACCAUCAAAAGAAAAUAGUGCUGCAAAAGGGUCUGAGACACAAAAUCUAAGUUCAGAAGGAAGAGGUCAGAAUCAUCCUGAACUUAAAGGAGCAGCAGCCCCAGAAGAAGAGGUAAGACACACUGAAAAAAGCAUAGCACAUGCACUUGUGACCUGCAGAAACACUCCUGCAGUUGAAGGGACACCAAGAGCAAGAAAAAGAACCCAGGAGUCAGCACUGCUUAAGAGCCAUUCUGGAGGAGAAAAUAGGAGGAUCACCAAGAUUCAAGACAAGUCAAUCAAGGAUCAUGGUUACCAGGAGGAGCCUGAGCCACCAGCCACACGCAUUCAUGAGGGAUCCUCUGAAAUCCCCAACAGCUUGGCUCCAUAAGACGGUGUUCGCAGCUCAGAGAUGGGUGAUCUGCUGGCACAAGAGGAUUCUCAGAGUCAAGGAGACCCACCUGAAGGGUCUGCACAAGGAGGUUGUAACAAUAAUCCAGAUUCUCAGAAACAGGUAGCACCAGCUCAGGAGGCAGUGGCGCUGGCAGUCAGAAGAGAGGAUGAGCAGCUCAUGGAGGAAAAGAAACAGCCUACUGGAAGAAAACACAAGAGUCAGGACUCGGGGACCAAAGGGCCAUGCCCAGCCAUGGAACCCAAUGGACACCCUGAGGCAUAGGAGUCCAUAGUGGGAGGCAAAAACGUAAAGUCCCUGAAGACAGAGAUCCAAGGAACACUGGAUGCAGACUUCAAUGACCAGCUUUCUGUAACACAGAAAACUACAAAGGGAGACAGCAGAAAAGAGCUGAAGUUUCAGGACCCAAUUUCCAAAGAGGAGGAAGGUGGAGCAAUGGAGACCCAGGAGUCUCUAUUUAAAAGUCUGGAUGAGAACAAUUCAGCCUCCUGUGAGAUACACCUUGUGACAAAGGAACCUGCAACAUUGCAGGAGGAGGGUGAAAGUCCCCAAGAACUGGCAGGAGAGUGUGAUGACCAACAAAAUCCAACCAAGAAAGGGCACAAUUCUUCAGUCCCCCAAUCAGGCCUUGAAGAAAGGAGAGUGAGGGACCGAGAGCCAUGCUCUGUGGAGAACGCAGCCCAGUCCAAUCCACUAUACUCAUACCCAAAGGAGAAGAUACCACAGCAAACAGACAUAACCCAAGAGGAGCAUCAAAACUAAGCUCAGACAGCCUGGACAUCAGGCCCAGAGCUCAGCAAAUACCAAUGAAGGGCAUCCCCCACCAGUGAGAUGCUGGAUCAUCCAGCCUUUUUCAAUCACAGCCAACCAAUACAUCAGUGUACCAGGGGACGUCUCUCUGAUGAGGAUCCUGCUGAUCCACGGCAGAGAGCAGCUCCCCAGACCUUAGAAGAUAAGUAGGUUCACUCUCAGAGAAAGGAAACAGAACCACAAAGAGAAAUGGGCACUACAAAGCAAUGAAUCAUUAUCAUUAUCCCAGGAGAAGAAGCUACAAGGAACUUCACACACCUCAACUUGCCCCAGACUCCUUCCUUUCCAGCCACUCAACAUUCAUACACACACACACACACACACACAUUCAGAUACACAUUAAUAAUUCCUUUAAUUCCCUUCUAGAAUUUCUAUAAGAGCAAAAAAUAAAGUAUUCAGCAUUGAGAGCUACUACCAAAGAAAUGUCAGAACAAACAAAUACAAUUGUUACCAUAUGAUACUACUUCUAAGUUCCAAAAUGGAUUUUCUCAUGAUAUAUCUUAUCUCCAUUAACCUCUCAUUAAAAAUAGAAAAAUCUUCCUUAUCUUUAGCAGGUACCAAUUUCUUCAAUUGACUUGACUUUUUGAAAUGUGGCAGUAAGAAGUUAUAAGACUCUGAAAAUAUUUUGUAAUCAUAAAAUAUCAUUAAGUCAUAGAUAUAGAUUAUUAUGUUUCAUGACAUUUCCUACAAGGAUUCCAAGUUUAUCCCAAAAUUUUACCCCUCAGAGUAAUUUCAGAUAUCAGCAUAACUUAAAAUACAUAUGAUUUUCUAGUAACUGGUUAAAGUAAAUCAUGACUCUGUUCAUUUCCAGUUGCAGCUAAUUCUAUACUAUGCUAUAGAUUCACUUAUUCAUUUAGUCAUUUAAAAAAACUUUUAUUAAAUCCCACUCCUUACACAAACCUUUCAUAGCUUCUGGCUCAAAUAGACAAUCAGAAUAAUUAUAGAGAGGGAGAGAAAGAAAGAAAAUGGAUCUAACGUUCACUUGAAUCCAUAAGAAGAUCUUGUAACCAACCAUCCAGUAAGUCUCCUAUGCAUUUUCCCAAA